Messenger RNA from Eurytemora carolleeae, 2130 nucleotides. RefSeq lists its product as uncharacterized. NCBI's taxonomy places the organism in Eukaryota, Metazoa, Arthropoda, Copepoda, Calanoida, Temoridae. The record is from RefSeq and is a predicted model, not a curated record. The transcript has 20 exons. The coding region runs from base 762 to 2021 and encodes 419 amino acids.
AUUUAGAUUCAAUGCAGUCAUUAAAAUUUCCUCUUUUCAAGAACUUGUUAUUAGAUUUUGUUUUUGAGUUUGAAAUGUGGAUUCCCAAAACAAAGACCUCAUUCUUCCUUUCAAGACCUUAUUUAUCUUUAUAAUACAUCAUUCAUCUUUUCAAGACCUCAUCCUUCCUAUUCAAGAUUACAUUCAUCCUUUCAAGACCUCAAUCAUCCUUUCAUGACCUCAUUCAUGCUUUCAAGACCUCAUUCAUCCUUUCAAGACCUCAUUUAUCCUUUCAAGACCUCAUUCAUCCUUUCAAGACCUCAUUUGUUCUUUCAAGACCUCAUUCAUGCUUUCAAGAUCUCAUUCUUCCUUUCAAGACCUCAUUCAUGCUUUCAAAACCUCAUUCAUGCUUUCAAGAUCUUAUUAUUCCUUUCAAGACCUCAUUCAUCUUUGCUAACUGACGCCAUUCAUUCUUUCUGGAUAUUAAACAUUCUUCCUAGGCGUAAUCCUUCUUACGAGGAUCUGACCCCCCCCCCACACUCUCCUUCCCCCAACCCAUAACACACCCUUUCAUAUUCUCCUAUCAUCUAAAUAUAAUCCUAAUACUAAGAUAUUUAUUCGGUAAAUACAAUUUAACAAUAAACAUUUUUGGAUUUCUGAAAAUCAUGGUUGAAGAAUGACACGUGACACCGACUUCGAAGAAAAGACGACAUUACAAUGGAUGUAUUCGUCUAAUUUGUUUUAUUGCAAAUAAACAAGGAGCACAGUCUCAGGAUUUAAGGAUGGUUUCAACAACAAGAGUUUUUAAAAACAAAAAAUGUGCAGGUCUGUUGUUGUUUAUUUUUGUUCUGUUAACGUCCAGCAGAAUAUGGUAUUCUGUACUGCAUGAGUCCAAAAAUCCAUGUACUGCGUGUACUGCACCGUGUACACUUGAAUACAUAAACUCAAUAGAAGAUCUGGAACAAUAUACACAAGAGUUAGAUAUUUGUGGAUCAGAGGAUUCGGUUAAUCUUUUAAAAAGAAUUUAUAAAGUAAAUGUUCUAGGCUCUCCAAUCAGUAUUCCUAAACCACUAAAAAACAAGUUGAAUCAAUGGUUACUAGGUGAUAUCAAUCUCAUUUCAAAGGCUAACAGACAAAAAGUUGUACAAAUUCGGAACAGGUUUACAAAGGAGAGUUCUCAUUACAAUCCCAUGAGAGCUAUGCGGCCAAAUGUCCAGGGUUCUAAUUCCUCUGAAUAUGUUAGAAAUCUAAUUAUGAAAGCAGAAAAAUCUUGUGAUUUCUGCAAACCUUUACUCUUGACGGCUGAGGAAACAUGGGGAAGAAUUAGAACGAAGACGUCAUUAUCUGGUGCUAAUGUUUUCCGUUUGGUUGGGCCUAACAACGCUAUCAUACUUGCUGACAGACAUAAUGUUCUGGAAUUAAGUGCUGAGGAGCUGGCAGAUAUGUUUGACUGUGCUGAGCAAUGGUUCAAGAAAGUCAAUUCUCUAAACAAAGACCUGAUUUUCCCAAUGCUGGUUUGGGACUUUUUCCCAAAAGCUGGAGCAAGUCAAAUUCACCCUCACUUUCAGGUUUGGUUAGAUAAAGAAUAUUCCGGCCAAUUUUUGACGCAUUUUCAAGCUGCACAACUUUACAGGAUUGAAUAUGGUGAAGAUUACUGGACAGAUCUAAUCUCCCUCCACCUGAACCUUGGACUAGGAUUUAAAUCAGGAGAAACGGUGGUUUUUACACCGCUAGACAGCCACAGAGAUAGAGAGGUAAUGGUUGUUGGAGAUAGGGUUGAUGCAACAUUUAUAAAAUUAUUCUACGCAGCUAUAAAAUUGCAUCAGGCUCAAGGUAAUUUUUGUCUGAGUGUUGGCAUGUCCUGGCCAUCUUUACUUGGUUCCUCCUACCCUGCAGUUGCUAGAAUAGGAUACAGGGGAGAUUGUACAGUACAGUACAGUGAUAUGUCUAGUGUUGACGUGUAUGCAUUCUACUCCAUCAACUCUAAUCCAACACACUUCAUACAUCAGCUCAAGAACUUUACUAUGUCUGCUCAAUUAUGAUAUUGAUUUGUACAAUGUUUACUUUACUUUAUUCAUCGUUAAAUUUCAUUUUAUCUUUUCAUUUUUUCGUGUCUGCAUACGUUAAACCCAAUAUAUUUAAUACAUUGAA